Molecule: messenger RNA, 3722 nt
Organism: Sciurus carolinensis (gray squirrel)
Lineage: Eukaryota; Metazoa; Chordata; Mammalia; Rodentia; Sciuridae
Gene: Sec24d
Product: SEC24 homolog D, COPII coat complex component
Exons: 23
Coding region: 167-3145 (992 amino acids)
Biological process (GO): COPII-coated vesicle cargo loading; endoplasmic reticulum to Golgi vesicle-mediated transport; intracellular protein transport
Cellular component (GO): endoplasmic reticulum exit site; COPII vesicle coat
Molecular function (GO): SNARE binding; zinc ion binding
Source: RefSeq, a predicted model, not a curated record
GACGCUGGGCAGCGGGUCUGACGUGGCAGUCCAGCUCUGGGAGUGGAGCAGGGAGUGGAGACUCGGGCAGGAAAAGGAGCGGAGGAGCGGUCUCCAGGCCACCGGCACGAGGAGCCGAGCCUCAGGGUUCUUUUGUAGAACUAUCCUUGGGAAUGGUAUUUUCACAAUGAGCCAACAAGGUUACGUGGCCACACCCCCUUACUCUCAGUCCCAGCCUGGAAUAGGCCUUUCUGCUCCUCAUUAUGGGCACUAUGGGGAUCCUUCCCAUGCCGCUUCUCUGCCAGGCGUGAUGAAGCCACCGGGGCCUUUGGGGGCGGCUGCCCCUGGGGCCAUGCUACCUCCCCUACCUCCUGGACCACAGCAGUUUGGCCAGAAUGGAGCCCAUGCCUCCAGUGCCCCAGGCCCGCCUCCCCACAGGUUUGCAGGCCCUGCGCCGGUGGGCAAUGUGGCCUCCGCGUACCAGCCCUCUGCACAGCCAUCCUACCCGAGUCCCAUGUCCACCCCACCUGUCGUCCAGCUGGGCGGCCAGCUUGGGGCCAUGCAGCUCGACAGCCAUGGUCCCGGUGCGGGCCCCACGGGCCCUGCUGCAUUCCAGGGCCCUCCACUGCCCGCAGCGCCCUCCAUUCUACAGCCUGGCCCCCGGGUGCUGCCGCCGCCACCCACUGCGCUGAACGGCCCGGGCGCACCCCCACUGGCCGCCGGCGCCGCCUUCCCGCCGCAGGCAGCCGGCUACGGCCCGCAGAUGGGCGCACCCGCAUCCUACCCGGGAGGCCUCCCUGCAGGUCCCGCGCGCAUGGCUGGGCCACAGCCCCCGAAGCAGCUGGACCCGGAUGCCGUCCCCAGCCCAAUCCAGGUGAUCGAGAGUGACAGAGCUGCCAGAGGGGGACAGGUGUAUGCCACCAACACCAGAGGCCAGGUCCCGCCCCUGGUCACCACGGACUGUGUGAUUCAGGACCAAGGCCACGCCAGUCCUCGGUACAUCCGCUGCACCACCUACUGCUUCCCCAGCUCUUCCGACCUGGCCAAGCAGGCACAGGUCCCGCUGGCCGCAGUACUCCAGCCCUUCGCCACGCCCCCUGCUGACGAGACGCCCCUCUACCUGGUGAACCACGGAGAGAACGGGCCAGUCAGGUGCAACAGGUGCAAGGCCUACAUGUGUCCCUUCAUGCAGUUCAUCGAGGGCGGCAGGAGGUAUCAGUGUGGGUUUUGCAACUGUGUGAAUGACGUCCCACCCUUCUACUUCCAACAUCUGGACCACCUCGGGAGAAGACUGGACCACUACGAGAAGCCCGAGCUUUCCCUGGGGUCUUAUGAGUACGUUGCCACGUUGGACUACUGCAGGAAGAACAAGCCUCCCAACCCCCCAGCCUUUAUCUUCAUGAUCAACGUUUCGUACAGCAACAUCAAGAGUGGUCUGGUCAAGCUCAUCUGUGAGGAACUGAAGACGCUGCUGGAGCAGUUACCAAGGGAAGAACAGGAAGAAACGUCUGCAGUUCGAGUUGGCUUCAUCACCUACCACACAGUUCUCCACUUCUUCAACGUGAAAAGCAACUUGGCCCAGCCUCAGAUGAUGGUGGUGACAGAUGUUGGAGAGGUGUUUGUUCCUCUGCUCGACGGGCUCCUUGUCAGCUACCAGGAGUCCCAGUCGGUGAUUCACAACUUACUGGACCAGAUUCCCGGGAUGUUCUCGGACUCCAGCGAGAGCGAGGCCGUCUUCGCUCCUGUGGUGCAGGCCGGCAUGGAGGCUCUGAAGGCCGCAGAUUGUCCUGGCAAGCUGUUCAUCUUCCAUUCCUCCUUGCCAACUGCCGAAGCACCAGGGAAGCUCAAAAACAGAGAUGACAAGAGGCUGCUCAACACAGACAAAGAGAAGGUUCUUUUCCAGCCCCAGACCAGUGUCUAUGAGUCUCUGGCCAAGGACUGUGUGGCCCAUGGCUGCUCCGUGACCCUCUUCCUCUUCCCCAGCCAGUACGUGGAUGUGGCCUCCCUGGGCCUCGUUCCUCUGCUCACGGGAGGGACUCUUUACAAGUACAGCAAUUUCCAGAUGCAUGUGGACAGCCAGCAGUUCCUCCGCGACCUCCGGGGCGACAUCGAGAAGAAGAUCGGCUUUGAUGCCAUCAUGCGGGUGCGCACCAGCACAGGGUUCAGAGCCACCGACUUCUUCGGCGGGGUCUUCAUGAACAACACCACGGACGUGGAGAUGGCCGCCCUGGACUGUGACAAGGCAGUGACGGUGGAGUUCAAGCAUGAUGACCGGCUGAGCGAGGACAGCGGCGCCUUGAUCCAGUGUGCUGUGCUCUACACCACGGUUGGGGGCCAGCGGAGACUGCGCAUCCACAACCUGGGCUUGAGCUGCAGCUCCCAGCUGGCCGACCUGUACAAGAGCUGCGAGACGGACGCCCUCGUCAACUUCUUCGCCAAGUCCGCUUUUAAAGCAGUUUUACACCAGCCUGUGAAGGUCAUCCGGGAAAUCCUAGUUAAUCAGACUGCACACAUGUUGGCGUGUUACCGGAAGAACUGUGCCAGCCCGUCUGCAGCCAGCCAGCUCAUUCUACCAGAUUCCAUGAAGAUAUUGCCAGUGUACAUGAACUCCUUGCUGAAAAGCUGCGUGCUGCUCGGCAGGCCCGACACCCCCACAGACGAGCGGGCGUUCCAGAGGCAGCUGGUCAUGACCAUGGGAGUGGCGGACUCGCAGCUCUUCUUCUACCCACAGCUCCUGCCAAUCCACACCUUGGAUGUCAAGAGCACAGCCUUACCUGCUGCCAUCCGCUGCUCCGAGUCCCGUCUCUCAGAAGGAGGGGUCUUCCUGCUGGCCAACGGUCUGAACAUGUUCUUGUGGUUGGGAGUGAGCAGCCCACCCGAGCUGAUCCAAGGGAUUUUUAACGUGCCGUCUCUUGCACACGUCAAUACAGAUAUGACGCAGCUGCCUGAGGUGGGAAGCCCACACUCCCAGCAGCUCCGAAUGCUAAUGGGCAUCGUCCAGCGGAAGAGGCCGUACUCCAUGAAGCUCACCAUAGUGAAGCAGCGGGAGCAGCCAGAGGCGGCCUUCCGCCAGCUCCUGGUGGAGGACCGGGGCCUGCACGGAGGCUCUUCCUACGUGGAUUUUCUCUGCUGUGUCCACAAGGAGAUAUGCCAGCUGCUCAGCUAGCCGGGGCCAGCGGUCUCUGGGCACCCACGUUUCCAGAAGGCAGCAGGCUUGCUCUGAUGCCCGCCACCCUGCAGGGACGCACUGGGGAGCGCAGAGAAGGCGCCUCGUAUCAUGAAGGAAGAGCCUACUUCUGAUUGCAAGGUUUUAAUUUUUAAAACUGAUGCAGUUUGCAUUUGAUGAAGAACAGAGUUUACAGAAUAUUCUCAAUUUCUUUCUUUGUGCUAGACAUAUAAAUUAUUUUUUAAACUGUAUAGAUUUGGGGUAAAAAAUUGUCUUGGUUCCCCUCCUAUUUCCAGUGAGGGGAAAAACUUAAUUUUUACAUUAAACCUAAUUUUUUUAAACCACAUAGCUCCAUUGAACAUACUUUUCAAUGAAGAUUUGCAGAUUUUAAUAACUUGGACUCUAUCUAGUAGAACAAUGUGUGCUCUACUCUUUUUUCAUAAUUAUAUAUUGUCUUUAUUUUCCAGUUGUUUUGUCUAUAAAACUGUCUUAGUAUUCUUAAUGGUUCUUUGUACAAUUUCAGCAGUUUCUACCUGUAUAUAAUGAAUCUUUACCUGUAACAAUAAAUAACUUCAUA